GGCAGCGGUGACCACAGCGGGAGAAGCAGCACUACAGCCGCCUGCAGCCCCAACCUGGGAGGAAGAUGCUAAUUAAAGUGAAGACGCUGACUGGAAAGGAGAUUGAGAUCGACAUUGAACCCACAGACAAGGUGGAGCGAAUCAAGGAACGUGUGAAAGAGAAAGAGGGCAUCCCCCCACAACAGCAGAGGCUCAUCUACAGUGGCAAACAAAUGAAUGAUGAGAAGACAGCAGCUGAUUAUAAGAUCCUAGGUGGUUCAGUCCUCCACCUAGUGUUGGCUCUUAGAGGAGGAGGUGGUCUUGGGCAGUGAUGAACCUCAGUUCCAUUUUACCUCCUUGCCCUGUCGCUCAUAAUGAAGCAUCACAUAUCCUCUCACGCUCUGGGACACCAGAACUUCUGCCCCCUCCCUUGGAUGCCCAGUCUUGUGUGUCUACUGGUGGGAGAAUGUGAGGACACCAGGGUGCAGUGCUCCUGGCCCAAAUGACCAUUACUGGCUGUUGGGUUUUAGUUUGCAGUCCUGUGUGCUUCCCUCUCUUAUGGCUAUAACCUUGGUUGUCAAUAAAAUAUU
Messenger RNA from Microtus oregoni (creeping vole), 569 nucleotides. RefSeq names its product NEDD8-like. The transcript has a single exon. Lineage: Eukaryota; Metazoa; Chordata; Mammalia; Rodentia; Cricetidae. Gene Ontology annotation, cellular component: cytoplasm; nucleus. Gene Ontology annotation, molecular function: ubiquitin protein ligase binding; protein tag activity. The record is from RefSeq and is a predicted model, not a curated record. Gene Ontology annotation, biological process: regulation of proteolysis; modification-dependent protein catabolic process; protein neddylation. The coding region runs from base 66 to 311 and encodes 81 amino acids.